Molecule: messenger RNA, 1504 nt
Organism: Papaver somniferum (opium poppy)
Lineage: Eukaryota; Viridiplantae; Streptophyta; Magnoliopsida; Ranunculales; Papaveraceae
Product: 3-dehydrosphinganine reductase TSC10A-like
Exons: 3
Coding region: 73-1080 (335 amino acids)
Biological process (GO): sphingolipid biosynthetic process
Cellular component (GO): endoplasmic reticulum membrane
Molecular function (GO): 3-dehydrosphinganine reductase activity
Source: RefSeq, a predicted model, not a curated record
CUACUUAUCAUAAUCCAAAGCUUUACCGAUCAAAAAUAAAAUAAAAUCCAAAGCUUGAGCUACUCUCCUUUAAUGGCCACAAUACCAAUUCUAAUUGUCAUUUUUCUUCUCAUUAUGAGUCUUUAUCUAACCCUUCUUCUCAGACCUAAACCCAUCAAGAUCCCAGUAAAAAAUAGACAUGUUUUCAUCACAGGUGGAUCAAGUGGUAUUGGUUUAUCUCUAGCUCAUCAGGCUGCCUCUGAGGGUGCCCGUGUAACCAUACUCGCUCGAGAUCCUAACAAGCUCGAACAAGCUCGGGAUUCGAUACAUUUGUCUACUGGUGUCAAUGUUAAUAUCGCCAUUGUGGAUGUUAGAGAUUUUGAAACAUUAAAAGCAGUUAUGGAUGAAGCGGAUCCUAUUGAUGUACUUGUUUGUAAUCAAGGUGUGUACAUCGGUGGAGAAUUAGAAUUCCAGAAAAUGGAAAAUGUUAAAAUGAUGGUCGAUGUGAAUUUGAUGGGAACUUUGAAUUUGAUAAAGGCAGCUUUACCUAGGAUGAAGAAUAACCGAAAAACUCGAGGCCCUGCUUCUAUUGCUCUCAUGUCCUCACAGGCUGGUCAGCAGUGUGAAUUUUAUGGGUACACAACAUAUUCGGCUACAAAAUUUGGUCUCCGUGGGCUGGGAGAGGCAUUACAGAUGGAGCUAAUUUCAGACGACAUUCAUGUCUCUCUUAUUUUCCCUCCAGACACUGCAACCCCAGGCCUGAUCGAAGAGAAAAAAAGAAGACCAAGAGUUAUGAGAAAAAUUGCAGCAUGUUCAAGUCCAAUGACAGCUGAUGAAGUUGCCAGGAAAACUCUAGAUGGAAUAAAAUCUGGAACUUUUCUUGUCUCAUGCAAUUUUCUAGGAUUCUUGAUGUGUUUAGGAGCUGCUGAUCUUGCACCACAGAGGUCAAUCCUCAGUGCAUUUGCUGAAAUCUUCGCUGCCGGCUUUAUUAGAUUCUAUGCAGUUGCUUUCUUAUGGAGGUUUUAUGAAAUGGCAUCAAGGUGUAAUACUAAUUCUUCACACAAAAGAGCAGACGGAAUUAUGAAAAACAGUUCAAACUGAUAUAAGACUACUUCUAUUCAAGGAUCUUCCUUGAGAUUAUGUACGUCGGUGAUAAGAUUAUAUUAUUCUGAAAUUUAAUCUUAUGUUGUGUGUUCAAGUGUUCUGUGAGUUUAGAAUAUCCAUGAAAAAUUAAACAACUGAUGAGAAAGAAAUGAAACUCGGGCUAGGGUACUAAAUUCAGAGUCUGAUAUGCUAAACCAUGGGAUCAAUAUUGAUUCUUCAAAUUAGUUUGUAAAAAUACAAAAUUGGUCUCAGGUGGAGGAGCGGGUGAGAGGUGCAAUAAGAACAAUGAAUGUACUUUUCUUUUGUUUCAUCGCAGCUAUAUCACUUGCUGUGACCCGACCUCACUUGGAUCACCCUCUCUAUCUAAGGCCAUCUGCAUGCUCUUUUGCCUUGAACAAUAAUAAAUAUCUCUGGUGAUCAC